This is a messenger RNA of Mugil cephalus (flathead mullet), 10799 nucleotides long. It is a transcript of the gene rev3l, whose product is annotated as REV3 like, DNA directed polymerase zeta catalytic subunit. Gene Ontology annotation, molecular function: DNA-directed DNA polymerase activity; DNA binding; nucleotide binding. The record is from RefSeq and is a predicted model, not a curated record. Gene Ontology annotation, biological process: double-strand break repair via homologous recombination; error-prone translesion synthesis. The coding region runs from base 736 to 9834 and encodes 3032 amino acids. NCBI's taxonomy places the organism in Eukaryota, Metazoa, Chordata, Actinopteri, Mugiliformes, Mugilidae. The transcript has 32 exons. Gene Ontology annotation, cellular component: nucleus; zeta DNA polymerase complex.
CUGAAGUUUUUAAGACAAGUAGGCAGUCUUUAAAACAUCCAUGGCUCCAGUUUACCGCUGGCCGUUCACAGACGUGCCAGAUUUGUGCCUUCCAAAAUAAAUCAGUUGCUCUCGUGCAAGGGCUUUGUGUCAUACGGCUUGAGUCGUCAACGUUGCUUUUAUUUAGAAAUGUGUAGCAGGAAGUAGUAUUCGUCAGCAUUCUUACCAGCUUCCUUCCUCAUAGGUUAGCUAACGUGGGCUAGCCUGAUAUGGAAGAAGAGGGAGCGCAACCGAGGGGCUGUCUGAUAAAUCGGGACUGGUUGGGACUAGUUCUGAGGCGUGAUUCGGAAAGAUAACGUUGCAUACCGGAAGCACGGGGAACACCUUCCUGACUGAAAACAAAAACACCGCAGAGAGAGCUAAAAUCACGGGACAGCCACAAUUACAAGUACAGCAUGAACCCGGCAGCUGUGGAGUGGCGGAUAAUUGGCCGCCACCGUCGAGUUUAGCUCUCCGCGACCGCAACUGGACCUCAGCGGCGGCACCCCGGGGCGCGCUGAAGCCACGGGAAUCUUUGUUCGCGUUUUUCAUGGGACAAACCCGGGCUUCCCUCUCACUCUGCAGCGAGUCGUCGCCGUGACAGCGUUAAAUUCGGCUGGUACUGCAUGCCCACCCAUGUCCCCGCAUCAUAUGUAUUCAUAACAGCAGUUUUGCCGUUUCUUAUCGGUCGGUCUCUCUCUGACGGACGCGGCAGUCAUGUUUGCCGUGCGCAUCGUCACCGCAGACUACUAUCUGGCAAGUCCCACCAAAGACCUGGACGUCUGCUAUUCGGAAUUCAGGGAGAGCGACGUGAAGAAAGUGCCGGUGGUGCGGAUAUUUGGAGCGACCCCCGCAGGCCAGAAGACGUGUCUCCACCUCCAUGGCGUGUUCCCGUACAUCUACGUGCCAUAUGAUGGCUACGGGCUGCAGCCAGAACGCUACCUGCGACAGUUGGCCUUCAGUAUUGACAGAGCCCUCAACGUCGCCAUGGGAAACCCCUCCUCCAACAACCAGCAUGUAUUCAAGGUGGUGUUGGUCUCUGGCAUGCCCUUCUAUGGUUAUCACGCCAAGGAGAAGCUCUUUAUGAAGAUCUAUCUGUACAAUCCACAGAUGGUCAAAAGAGUGUGUGAGCUGUUACAAAGUGGAGCAGUGAUGAACAAGAAUUACCAACCCCAUGAGGGCCAUAUCCCCUUCUUGCUGCAGCUCUUCAUAGACUACAACCUGUAUGGCAUGAAUCUGGUUAAUUUGGCAGCUGUCAAGUUCCGCCGGAGCCCCAGCAAAGAAGAAGCAACGGCAGUCUCAGACAAGCCAGCCUCUUAUAGCCAUCCCAGCAUUAGCCCCUGGAGGAACCCCUGCACCUCCAAGCUUAAUGACAGCAACGUGGGGGGCACGUUUGUCCGCUGGGACGAGAAUGCCCUACCCAGCUCCUUAGUUCUGGAUGAGGUGGAAAAGCAGAGUACCUGUGAACUGGAGGUUGAUGCUGUGGCUGUAGACAUACUCAACCGUCUUGAUAUCGAAAAUCAGAUUGGCAGGAACCCAGGCCUACAGGGCAUCUGGGAAGAUGAGAAGCAGAGAAGGAGACAGAAGAAUCAGGCCUCCCAAAUUGAAACCCCUGAGUCACAAGAUCGUGGUUUUGUCACUUUAACGGAGAGCGAGAAAAUCUUCAUGAAGAGGUUCAAGGAGAUUCUGAAGGAGAACGAGUUUGAUGUGACACAAGAUAUAUCUGUGGGUGAUGGGGAGGACCAAGAAGAUUUCCCUGUGGAACUUACUUUGCAUUUAGACUCCCUAACCUCAGAUGGACUGCCAUGCACCCCUGCUAAUGCAGUGGGGGUCCACAGGGACACGCCACCAGACUUUGUAAGGGCCAGUGGGAAAGUUCCAGAUGAGGCUGUCGUUGAUGAGGAGGCCAUCCUGAGUGUCCUGGAGAACAGUCAGACUUUUCUCCCACCUUCGCAGACGUCCAACCACUCCCCCCUGUUAGACAGCAGCCAAGACCAAGCCAUCAUUGAUUUGUUGGUUGGCCUGGAGGAUGAUAGUUUCUGCAGGACCCCAGUCAGGCAGAGUUCCCACUCCCGCUCACUUGCUGUUGCUGGUAACUACCACUGCAACAGUGAUGAGGAGGAAGCAGGCCCUGAGCUGGAUAAAGAAGAGGCAGAGCUCAGUGUCAUUAUGUCCCAGCGGUGGGACAACGAGCCUCCUGAGGCCUCAACCUCAGUGAGGCUCGCUGUGAAGGAGACAGAGGACGGCUUCAGUGAUGAACAGCACGAGUCCUGUGAUGAGGACAUGGAAUGGAGUGGGAAUAACUCUCUGUUUGCCAACAUGUCUAUCCCUCAGCUCGACGGAGCAGCAGAUGAGAGCAGUGAUUCCUCCUUAACGGACAGUGGCUCCAUGUCCCAGUCUUCACUAAUAGUCACAGAAAAGAUGCUAGGGAAAAGAAACCCCUUUCCUGGAGAGACAAUCCACCCCGAGCCACCUUCCUCAGCUAAGAUCCUUCUGGAGUGCAAGCAUCCUGAGCACAGACCACUCCAUGUAUUGGACACAGAGCAACCACUUGAUAAGCACUUUCAGUUAAAAGGCAGCCAGGACAGCAGUAGUGAAUGUUCAACAGGGUUCAAGGUUAAUAAAGAAAUUCCCUAUAUCCUUCCUGUCAAACAUCCUAUUACUGGCAAAAUACCCAAUCCCCCUGAGGGGUCUCCCAUCUGCAUGGACAAAGAGGAUAUACGGCCAAUAUACACCUAUGACAAGAAAACCUCUAUAGCUUUGGAUACGACGGACCUAGAAAGUUUCCCAUUUGGUAAUGGAAAGGUUACUAAAAACAGGAAUAAAUAUGGCAGCAUAAAGAAUGUUGAAACAAACUGUCUUUCCAUUCUUAAGAACCAUAGGACUUUCUCUCUCUGUUACUCAGAGCUGAGAAACUGCUCAGCUAAGACAGAGCUGGAACUGAACACCAUGGACAGUAAAAGCCCCAUUCUGAGGAAUAUCAACUCAGCCCCCUCACUCAUGAAAGAGGAGGAGUUUCUUGAUCCUCAGGAGGAUGAAAUGGGUCAAGACAGUGAGGAGGGAGAUGUUGGUGAACUCAAAAUCAGGUACGAGGACUAUCAGGAAAAUAAAAUUGAGAGAACUAUUGUGGCCCAGCAAGAGGCACACUACAAGUUCUUUCCCAGUGUCAUUCUCUCCAACUGCCUUAGUAGGAAGAAAGCUGGAAACAAAAAGCUGGCCGAUACCUCCAGCAAACCAGAUCUGAACCAGCCUCGUAGGUCUAAGCUAAAACUCAAUAAGAAAAGGUUAGGGAUGGUAGGGACUACAAACAAGUUGAAGAUAGUUCAAAGUUCUACCACUGACAGCCUGGUUAGCACUGGUCCCACUUCAGUCAUGUCUGCUUAUCCAGUCGCUAUGGACACAGAGAUGCCAGUUUUGGAGGAUCAACCAGAAGAGGCUACAACAAUUAAUGCACUAAUCAUGGAGGAAAAGCCUGUUUUGGAAGAAGAGUCAGAAAGUGAGGAGAGCUCUGUAAAGGAACAGACGGAGCUGGUUUCACACCACGGUGACACCAACUCCACCACUGUUACUUGCUUUUCUGAGGAAGCAAAAGAUUCGAGAGAGGACGAACUAAGCUCAGUACAGGAUUUAUCCGCUAAACUCACAUGUACCAAGCCAUCGGCACUGCCUGGUAGUAAAUAUACCCUGAGAGCCAAACGAAAGAUGAAAUAUGAUGGCGAGGAUGGAGAACACUCAUGUGCCUCUGGUUCUAAAAACCCAGUCAAUGUGAAAGAAUGGCCUAAGGAUAGUAAUGUACCCAGUGGGCAAGAUUUAAAAUAUCAGAAAAGACGCAAGAAGGAACCUCCUAUCAUUAUCAAGUACAUUAUUAUUAACAGGUUCAAAGGACAAAAAAACAUGCUGGUGAAGAUGUCCAAAGUUAAUUCAGAGGAGCAGUUGGUGUCGUUGACGUCAGACAAGUUAGAGCAGUAUAACAAACUAGCUCCUUUAAAGGAUUUUUGGCCCAAGGUGCCAGAGUCCACCGCUGUCAGGUUCCCCAUCACUGAGCCAAAGGCCAAAAAACAGCCCAAAAGAAAGGCAAGGGUCAAUGCAGCAAAUAAGAAAAUCACAAAUAAUAACUCCUCCAAACCUCAGAUCAUGCGGGGUGAAAGGGUAAAAAGUAGUAAAGGAUGUCAAAAAGGCCCAAUUCUGCCCUCAUUGCCUCCCCCUCGGCCAUGUUACAGUGAGGUAGCAGAUGACCAUGACACUAAGUAUACAGAUGUGAUGGUGGAGUUGGGCUAUCUCUCUGAUAGAUCCUCGAGCCCUUCAGACUCAACGCCUCCACGUUGUUGGUCUCCAAGUGACCCUCUUAUGGACUCCAGGAGGUCAGACCACCUAAUAAAUCCACUCAGUGACCCAUGUCUUAGUUCUGCUUAUCAAAAGCCAUGUACAAUGUCUUCCACCAAAGGAGCGCAAAGUAAAUCUCAGACUGCCAAACCUAAGAAGUCUGCAGAUACUAAAAGGAAGGUAAACAAGCCUUCUACUAAGACUUCAGAGGCAGAAGAGCCCAAAAAUGAGAAAUCAAAACAAAGUGGAAGAAAGGCAGAGGAAGAUAAGCAAAGGAAAAUAGCAGAAUGUACAGCUGAAGUUACUGUUGUCAGUUCUACAGCCACCAGACCUAGGAGGUCUCGGAAAAAGAAAAUUGAACAGCCUAAAUGCCAUGACAUAAGUCAAGACAGCUCCAAGCUUUUCCCAGAGGAUGAACUACCUCUUUCUGAGAAUUCCUCUCUGAAAGUACCUCCAUUUCAGCAGCUAGUGAGCCUGGAUAGCAACAGCCAGGACGGUUCCCAGGCUCCGUCUGUAUCAGAAUCUAACUCAGCAGCUCAGUUUAUAGAACCCAAAGUUGAGGACUGUGAGACUUCCAUCAUGGAAGUUAACCAAAGCUUUUUACCACCAGCUCAGAUGAAGCAGCAAGGUUGCCAGACUACCGCGAUAAAGGCAGAGACUUCCCAGGAGGAGUCUUCACAACCAGUGGCUGAUCAACAAUUAAUGGAACAUAGUAAAGAUGCCCAACUAGUCUCCUCACAUUCAGGCCCUAAAAAUGGGGAUGUCCCUACACUUUCUGAGACGCCAUCUGGCUUAGCUGUGCUUAAGCAGCUUCUUCAGAGGAGGCAGCAAGGACAGGCUCUUCCUAUGCAGGUGGUUGGUACAAACAGCCACUCAGCUGCCAUAGCUCAGGCAGCAGCACUCCUAAGUUCCACAACUAAAUCUUCUAAAUCAAGAAGAGCCCCCUCGAACACUCCUCGGAAACCCAGGGCCACAAAGUCCACUACUCCCAAGGAUAAAAAGCCCAGAAACAGGAAAGACAAGACAAGCUGUACUCAGCCAAAUCUGUCCCUAAAGUUGGAAGGCAACAUCUCAGGUGACUGUCCCCUCUUCCUGUCAGACCCAGGACUGGACAGCUGCAACUUCAUAGAGGACGACUUAUCACCAGAAGUUCCACACAACUAUACCUUUGAUAUAAAUGCCAUUGACCAGACAGAGUUCUCCAGUCCAUACAGUGGGAGUCCAUUUGUUCUGACUGAUAAAAGUUUACCAGCCAAGUUCCUUAGUGAUAUUAGCCAGGAUGCAGUAUCUGCUCAGGCACUGGGUUUUGGGAAGAAAUUUGAGAGGCUCUGUAGUUCUGGAGAGGAUCUUCAAAGGGGCCCUGAUUGGCACAAAACAGGGCCCAUCAGUCCUGACCUGUUUGACAGACCUGAGAACAGGGAAUCUAUAUCAAACUUUGCAUUGCUUGACUCUGACAAAAUCAAGAGCAGAGAGUGGGACUUCUCUUUAGGUAAAACCCAUACGCUCAGUCCCUUUCAAGAUUUUCACUGUGAGAGAAAAGAGCUGCUCUUUUCAGUAUUUGAUCCUGUCCAACCACUACCUUUAAGCUCUGCAUCAUUCCUCGACCAUGAGGGCUCACCCACGGGUGAGCUUCUGGAAGGCAUUGAUGGACUAACAUCCAGCACACCAAGUAGCUCUCCAAGCUCAAUAAGCUCAUUAUCGCAAGUGAGGGCAAGCCAACUGCAGCGAGGGGCAGGAGGUGGAACCCACAUUCUCAAGCCCCUCAUGUCUCCUCCAAGUCGGGAGGAGAUCAUCAGCACUCUACUGGAGCUGGAAAUGUCAGAGGCUACCUUCCAGGAGCCCUUCUGCAGUGACCCCUCUGAUGCCCCAGGGAAACCAAUGGAGGUUGGCGGCCGUAAACUUACAGUGGCUACAAGAUUAGCUAAGGAGCUUGCAGAGUUCAGUGGAGACCUAUCUUUGGAGGGCCUCCAUUUCUGGAAGACAGCCUUCUCAGCUAUGGCUCACCCUGCUACAACUAUUACCUCAACUUCCCAAGGAGCUGAUGCCUCAGAGACAAGUAAAGAGCAGACAGAGCUUGGCACAUCCUCAGGCAGUGACAAGAAGGUGGUCAUUCUGCCCUGCAAAAACCCUCCAAGCCAUGAGCGUGUACAGCUGUGGCUGGAAGCCAAGAAACAGUAUGAAAGUUUACAAAAAGGUAGGAAAGAGACAGUGCCGUUGAAGAAGGAGAACGUCGGGUUAGAUGUGGAGGAGGGGAACCCAGACCAAACUCAGCAUCGAGCUGCAUCCAGCAGCCCAGCAUUGCAGGCCGAGCUGUGCGGAAACCUUGCCAGUGUUCGGGCUCAAAGGAGAAAGAAACGUACUCUGUCUUUAGACAUAUCUCCCUUGGUGAACACAAAUUCACAAUGUAAAUCUACAGAGACAAGUCCAGUGUCUGAUGAAGGCAGCUUAGGGCAGGAGGACAAAGAAAAAUAUGAUGAUAAUACUAAACCCUCCUCUCCAGAGUCCCCGGAGUUGCCUACAUGGCAGCAGUCCUGUCAGCCUUGUCCUUCAGGGCUAGACUGUAUUGCCCAGAGCAGCCCAACACAAAACUCUACAGAACCACUAUCACCUGGGCUCUCUAAUUCACUGGAGAGACUAGAAGGAAGCGGGGAAGAAGAGAGGACUAGUCCCCACCUUCUUCACAGCACCCCCUUCUUAAGGAGGCGACGAAGAAACAAGGACGAUCUGGGGCCAGUGUGCAGCACGCCCAAAUCUGAGGCUAAGGAUCCCAUUUCUCAGAGACACCAGCACAGGAGGAGCCAAGCGGAUCCACUGAGAAGAGUGCUACUUAACACUCAGAUAAAGAACCAGUUUGUUGCUUUGAAUGUGCCGAAGAAAGAUAACUCUCAGAUUGAAGGGCCCACUAUAGCCAAUACCUACGGCUUCAAAAUCAGCAUGCAGAACCUGCAGGAUGCUAAAGCUCUGCAUGAGGUCCAGUACCUAACACUGAUGAGUAUGGAGCUCCAUGCAAGAUCCCGCCGUGACCUUGAACCUGAUCCUGAGUUUGAUCCCAUAUGUGCCUUAUUCUAUAGCUUCAGUUCUGAUGCUCCCCUGACAGGUGUAGACGGCACUCAGUUGACGGGUGCCAUUGUGGUGGACAAAGACUGUGAUAGUUGUGGCCAAGCAGGUCGAAGAGGAACAGCACCGCUCCUGGUGAGAUCAGGAGUCUCUGGGCUGCAGGUGACAUACGCCUCUGAGGAGAAGAUGCUCUUUCAGGAGCUGAUCACCAUCAUGAGAAGGUUUGACCCAGACAUUUUGGUGGGAUAUGAGGUGCAGAUGCAUUCCUGGGGCUACCUUCUUCAGCGGGCCUCAGCUCUUGGGGUGGACCUGUGCCAGCAGCUGUCACGAGUGCCAGCCGACUCCAAAGAGAACCGCUUUGCUUCAGAGAGGGAUGAAUACGGAGCAGACACCAUGAGUGAGAUCAACAUCAUUGGCCGCAUCACACUCAACCUGUGGAGGGUGAUGAAGACUGAGGUGACGUUAAACAACUACAGUUUUGAGAACGUGGCUUUCCAUGUGCUCCACCAGCGCUUCUCCCUGUCCAGCCCCCGCACACUGUCUGACUGGUUUGACCACAACACGGACCUAUACAGGUGGAAGAUGGUCGACUAUUACAUGAGCCGUGUGCGCUGCACCCUCCAGCUUCUGCAACAGCAUGACAUCAUUGGCAGAACCAGCGAGCUGGCCAGAGUGUUUGGAAUUCAGUUCUACCACGUUUUGACCAGAGGAUCACAGUAUCGCGUCGAGUCCAUGAUGCUCCGUGUUGCCAAGCCUCUGAACUACGUCCCAGUGACGCCCAGCAUACAGCAGCGAGCUCAGCAGAGGGCGCCCCAGUGCAUCCCUCUGGUGAUGGAGCCUGAGUCACGUUUUUACAGCAACUCUGUGGUUGUACUGGACUUCCAGUCACUCUAUCCUUCCAUCGUCAUCGCAUACAACUACUGCUACUCCACCUGCCUCGGCCACGUGGAAAACCUGGGAACGCCUGAUGAGGUUAAGUUUGGCUGCACCUCUCUCCGGGUUCCUCCUGAGCUGCUCCAUCAGCUCCGCAACGACAUCACUGUGUCACCCAGCGGCAUCGCCUUCGUCAAGUCCUCAGUGCGUAAAGGCGUCCUGCCCAGCAUGCUGGAGGAAAUCCUCAACACGAGGAUCAUGGUGAAGCAGUCCAUGAAAACCUACAAGCAGGACAGGGCGCUGAUGAGGCUGCUGGACGCCCGGCAACUUGGACUCAAGCUCAUCGCUAACGUCACCUUCGGCUACACUGCUGCCAACUACUCCGGACGCAUGCCCAUUGUAGAGGUGGGAGACAGCAUCGUCCAUAAAGCCAGAGAGACCCUGGAGAGAGCUAUCAAGAUGGUCAAUGACACUAAGAAAUGGGGAGCGAGGGUUGUGUACGGAGACACUGACAGCAUGUUUGUCUUACUGAAAGGAGCCACCAAGGAGCAGGCCUUCAAGAUCGGAAAUGAGAUCGCUGAGGCAGUGACUGCAACCAACCCCAAGCCAGUCAAGCUCAAGUUUGAAAAGGUGUACCUGCCAUGUGUCCUGCAGACAAAGAAGCGCUACGUGGGCUACAUGUACGAGAGCCUUGACCAAAAGGAGCCUGUGUUUGACGCCAAAGGGAUUGAGACAGUGCGCCGCGACGGCUGCCCCGCUGUUUCCAAGGUUCUGGAGCGUUCCAUUAAGCUGCUAUUUGAGACGCGGGACAUCAGCCAGGUGAAGCAGUUCGUGCAGCGUCAGUGCGUGAAGGUGCUGGACGGCCGGGCCAGCAUGCAGGAUCUCACCUUCGCUAAGGAGUACCGGGGAAGCGGCUCGUAUCGACCCGGAGCCUGCGUCCCCGCUCUGGAGCUCACCAGACGUAUGAUGGCGUAUGACCGCCGGCUGGAGCCACGGGUCGGUGAGCGGGUGCCCUAUGUGAUUGUUUACGGGGUGCCGGGCAUGCCCCUCAUCCAGCUGGUCCGUCGGCCCAUGGAGGUGCUGCAGGACCCCAGUCUGCGCCUCAACGCCGUCUACUACAUCACCAAGCAGAUCCUGCCGCCGCUGGCACGCAUGUUCCAGCUGAUCGGGGUGGACGUGUUCAGCUGGUACCAGGAGCUCCCCAGGAUCCAGAAGGCGUCGUGCUCCUCGGCAGUGGGUGGAGAGGAAGUGGGGAGGAAAGGAACCAUCUCCCAGUACUUCACCACACUUCACUGCCCUGUGUGUGAUGAGCUGACCCAGCUGGGUGUGUGCUCACGGUGCCGCGCCCAGCCCCAGCGAGUCGCUGUCACACUCUACCAGGACAUGAGACUGUGGGAGAGUCAGCAAGAGCAGUUGUUGAAGAUCUGCAGGAACUGCAGCGGCUUUUCUGAGCGACAGGUGCCCUGUGUGUCUCUGGACUGCCCUGUCCUCUACAAGCUGUCCCGUGUCAACAGGCAGCUCUCCAAGGCUCCCUACCUCAGACAGUUGCUGGAACAGUUCUGAGUUACUCCUGAAACCUGGAGCAUCUCUCUGAUUUGGUGCUAAUUGCUGCCCCCACCACCACCACCACCCCCACCUCAGUGUAUGAUUGUCCAUUCAGUUGUAAUAGUUUCAAUGGUGCUUUGACUGAACCCUGUGGGGUUUUCAUCCUGUCUUGUAACUGUCAUUUGUUAAACAAGUAUUUCUCUGCGUGCAGACCGUCUGCUUUGAGCGUCCUGUGAGCAGGUGGUGUUUGUCAUCAUGUUUGCUGCUAUGGGCUGAGUGAAGCUCAUAUGCUUGGUGACACAUCUACAGGCUGCCUAUCAUGGAACUGGAUGCAGUCAGAUCAAGGACAGCUUGUCUUGUAUGCGCUGUAGCAGUUAAAACCUAUCAGUUUUUGGUCACUGUUCUUACAAAUCCCAGGACAUACCACGCUCAGACCACUAAUUGACUUUUCUUCAUUUUCUAUCAUCUAUACAAACUUUGUAAAUACUUUAUGUACAUCAUUUAUAAUCUCACUGUGCAUAAGCAUAAAAAAAUUUAAGCUGUGGCCAUGAAUGCAGUCAGGUUUGUUCAUGAAUUCUGUUAAAAAGUGCCAUCUUUCAUGUUUCAUUUGACCUCAAUUGUAUUGAUGUCCAUUUGGCAGAUUUGACACUUCAUACCCUACAGAGUAUGGGUACUGGAAUGUCUUCAGUUUUAUAAAAUCUGGGACUGUUGCAAUACUGUAUUUUGAUAAUUUAUGUCUUGAAGUGUCUAAUAUUUCCUUGUGCAUAUAUUGUUUUGUGUACGUUUCCACUUUCCUGUCUUCAGAACUACAUUCAGAUCCCAGCUUCAAUCCCCCAUACAGCCAUACACAGGAUCUGUGUAUUUGUAUAAAUGUAAAAAAAACUAUGAUGAUAAUGAAGGAGGUGUUUUGUUUGUUUUUAAUGGACAUUGCUGUGGAUUGAGGUUUGAGAUUGAUAUAAUAAAAAGUCAAUGUAUUAAAAAGC